AUGACAGAAAAUGAAGAAAACGAGGAAAGCAACGCUAACAAUGAUACUGGAUAUUAUACACCGAAAAAUAUAUUGAAUCCAGCAAUGUUCAGGUUUGUAAUUAUCAAAAUCGACCCUCCCAAUCAAUUUUAAUUUUUCAGACUUGCGGAAAUUACACGAGCUCUAAGUGAAGUAAAUAUGGAAGUAGAACAAGAAAAAUAUAUGGAAGAAAAUGAAAUGAAAAGGCACACAAUUAUAAAUACUUUCGAGAUACAACAAGAACCGGAAACAAAAUUGGAAUUCAGAUUGGAAAUUGAACCACUCAAUAAAGCUGAAAGUAUACUGGAGAUGGAAAAUUGUCCGACGAGGAAGAGCUGGUUCGAAAGAAACAAAGACGAAGUCGGAAACAUUUUAAUUUUUGUGUUAUCACUUUCGAUAGGCUUGUUCCUGAUUCUCUUAUGCUUUUCGUGGCCAGAAUAG
This is a messenger RNA of Caenorhabditis angaria, 459 nucleotides long. The record is from the annotation of a GenBank genome assembly. NCBI's taxonomy places the organism in Eukaryota, Metazoa, Nematoda, Chromadorea, Rhabditida, Rhabditidae.